GGACAGUUGUAACACGGCAUCCGGGUACUGUCGUGGUAAUCCCAGAUGCAUGUCGGGAUAUUCUAGUUUGAAGUGUAAAACAGCCUGUGAAGCAGGUACUUACGGCCCAGACUGUAACGAGACCUGUGGAUCGUGUGCACGUGGACAGGACAGCUGUAACACUACAUCCGGGCACUGUCCGGGUGAUCCCAGAUGCAUGCCGGGAUAUUCUGGUUUGAAAUGUAAAAGAUGUGAUGCUGGGUUUUGGGGAGCCGAUUGUGAGCAAAAAUGUGGGGAAUGUUAUAACAACGUCACGUGUAACAGAACAUCCGGGGACUGUCCAGUCAGAGACGAGAAUCCCCGCUGUAAGGCCGGUUUCUUGGGAUCUCACUGUCGACAAACAUGCUCCCCUGGCACAUGGGGACAAAACUGCAAACUUACUUGUAGUCUGAACUGUCUUAAUGGUCCAACCGGAUGUGACGUCAGGAAUGGAGCAUGUAUUGGAGGUUGUACAGAUGGACAUGAAGGCAGAUUUUGUACCCUCGUCAACUAUAACUACACAGGAGUGGUUAUAGGCUGUGUGGCUGUGGUGGUCGCUGUGGUAAUCGUCGUUAUUGUACUGAUGUACACGAGAAGAUGUCACGGUAAUAAGUCAGGAGGAACCUCUGAGCGUUCGGAUCCGGUCCACGUCCAGAAUCGGGAGAGUUCUAAUCAAGGGAGAGAAGCGCGGAUUUCAACUCCAGUGGACAGCAACCCGUAUGAGAGUGUUUAUGAGAAUGAAUACGACAAAAUCCGAUUUUCUUGUAAUGACACCGAGGCCAGUUACACAGUUGUUACUUAAUUUCAUGGCUUUGGACGCGAAACGCUUCCUGGAAAGAACGGGAGAUAGUGAACCGUUAAAAAGGACAAGUUUUGAACAUAUAUAUAUAGUUUGAAUUAGAUAAUUCGCUCCUAAACACAGCACACUUUGUUUUCAAUUUGAAAAGGUUCAAAUGCUUCUUUUAGUUUGGGGCUCGGUGAGGGCGAUGUUGGUGGACACAACUGUCGUGUUUUAGCGGUCCUGCUUGCCCUCGUCCUACAGGGGUGUAAGAAUUUGGCCUAGCUGGAUGUACCGACUGCAGGGAAUUUACCGAACACUGCAGGACCUUCUGAUUAACAACAGACCCUUUUAUUCAGAUUUUGGAAAGAUAUUUUUGUAAUAGCUCUGACUUUGCUAAGGAAAAGUAAUGGAAAGUCACAACAUUUUUUUUCAAGCAAUGACUCUCCCGGAGGGUUUUCUGCCAGCUUACGGUGACAAGUUACUGCAGUAUCCUGCCCAACAUGUACGCAUUGUGACAGGAGCAGCCGUUCUCGGUUCCCUGCUUAUAAACGUGUGGUUCAAAAUACAUCAGUUUUACACUUAAGCCGCAAAAUCCAAUUUAUUGCACCGAUACCUGUAUCCACUAUAAGACACCACACUGACAAUCGAGAGCUAAUAUUUUUUCACGUGACAGCCAAUUAUCACGUGACGCUUUCAGGGCUAUGGAUUGGCCAAGUUCAAAAGGGCUUCUACAACAUGGCUUCUUGGAGUGAAUUGUCCGUCAUUUCCAUAUCCCCAAUAAUCAACUCCAUGUUCUCGGCUUUCAAAAUUUUUUAGAAUUUUUUGAACAUAUUUUUCGAUGACAACUUUGUCGUUUAUCAUGGUUCCUAUGUAUGUAUAGUGGCAGACUUUAUGUCACUUUAAUUACACAGGAAAACAUUAUGGGUUUUAUGGACCUAGAAAGUCCUAAAUUUAACUUGAAAAUUAUAAUAACCCUAUCAAAUUUAAAUUUCAAAGUUCUGAGCAUAUAUUUAGUGGAUAUAUAACAACAGUAUACUAAUAUUAUAUCUCAAAACAAUUAAGCAGUGUAGCUUAUAAGCCUAAAGACCUAAUAGUGUUCACAUAGAGUGUAAAUAAACAAGCGCUUACAACCCGAGUUUCAAGUCAGCGUUUGUGUGACUUGAGCACUUUUCCUUCCAAGAUUUUCAUGGUCUAGACAGUUUUGCGCCAGUUAGGAUAUUACAAUAAACUUUUGGACUACGGAUUUCACCUAGACGUAUGAGCUGUAUAAACAUUUAUUCGUUUUGCCAUUGCCAGUGAAGUAACAACAUACUUGUAUAUGGAUCUGGGAGGUUCAACGUGUUCGUGAGAGGUCAUAUUUUGGCAAACUCACAGGAAGACACAUCUCCAGGUGCCUACAAAGAUAAUGGUCAGGCAAUCUAGAUGCUUUGUCAAAGAAACUAUUUGUGGAUUGAACCACAGGAGGUCAGAUUAUAUCCUGAUUUGCUCACUGUAACCUUAUUGCUUUCACACCUCAGGCGACCUCUACAUAGGGCUAAUCCCAGUGGCUGUCUUGACAAUAGCCAGCUGGGCUUUAAAGCAAAGAAGCUUUACUUCCAUUGACCAGUAAACCACAAACUGAUCAAGACAAAGAUGCAUAUUACAAUAUUGCAAAUUUUCAAUCACUAUCAAAGCUGCCGAAGUUUGUGGCCGCCAUUUUGAAAUUUUUGAAUAUUUGAUUGUUAUUGAUUUUGAAAGUCUUGAGCGCAUAGGGCAUGUUGAUAUUGGUCUUUGCUACAAUAUAUAGCGGUUGUUGGCCGCGUUGGACAGGUGUCCGCGUAGUACAGGUCGUUAAACAUGGAAAAUCGCUUGGUCCCGGCAGACAGCGGCCGCUUAGGACAGUUAGACGCUAAACACAGGUGCCCGUAAGUACAGAUUUGACUGGAUAGACCUUUUGUUACUAAAACGAACAUGAUCGCUGUUCAGAGCUAGUGGGCGGACAUGCUCUGUUGGCACACAGAUGAUUCCUGACUAAAUCACAUUGUCCAGUUAAAACAAUCGAGUCCGCUCCCUUAACAUUUGCCUUAUUCCGAAUGGAACGUGAUGCUAUUUGAGAGUUUCAUAGUAUGAAUGAAUUGAUAUCUUCAAUCUUGUACAGGGUUGUCAGCCUCAUGAUCUUCAGUGUGUUUUGAAGAGCUAAUAUAUUUGACAUACAGGGACACGUUCUUCUUUUUUGUAUGUUGUUUAAGGUGAAGGGAUUGGUAAUUAUCGAAGCAUGAAUUUAAACCCUUGUGUUCGUCAUCUGUUCAGGGGCCUCCGUGGCUCAGUAGGUUAGCGCGUUGGCGCAGCAUAAUGACCCAGGAGUCUCUCAAAAAAAGUCCAAAUCAUGCUGGCUUUCUCUCCGGCGGUACGUGGGAAGGUCUGCAGCAACCUGCGGAUGGUCGUGGGUUCCCCCCGGGCUCUGCCCAGUUUCCACCCUCCAGAGAGAAAGAGAGAAAGUUGUCAUCUGUUGAAGUCCCACUUGUCAAGCCUUCGUAAUAGAAUUAAGAGAUCGUGUCGAAGACUAUUUGUUCCAUCUCCAGUAUUGCAUG
Messenger RNA from Liolophura sinensis, 3369 nucleotides. RefSeq names its product multiple epidermal growth factor-like domains protein 10. The coding region runs from base 50 to 820 and encodes 256 amino acids. The record is from RefSeq and is a predicted model, not a curated record. The transcript has 6 exons. Gene Ontology annotation, molecular function: scavenger receptor activity. NCBI's taxonomy places the organism in Eukaryota, Metazoa, Mollusca, Polyplacophora, Chitonida, Chitonidae.